Panicum virgatum (switchgrass) is the source of this 2027-nucleotide messenger RNA. Its product is annotated as GDSL esterase/lipase At4g10955-like. The transcript is spliced from 3 exons. Bases 576 to 1625 code for a protein of 349 amino acids. NCBI's taxonomy places the organism in Eukaryota, Viridiplantae, Streptophyta, Magnoliopsida, Poales, Poaceae. Gene Ontology annotation, biological process: lipid metabolic process. The record is from RefSeq and is a predicted model, not a curated record.
AGGAGAAUUAAUACAACCUAGCUCCAGCAGCCCAAGUACUGUAUCUAUACAUUCCUUCCAUCAGCUGGCCACAUCUGCACUUGCCGGUUCAGGGAAAGAAGAUACCCCAGAAAUAAUGCUGUUCAGUGCAAAUCUGAAUAUGAUAUCCUGGUAUGCGCCUCUUGUCAUCUACCAUCCCACUUGUGAUCCUCCCAGCUUUAUAAAUGGGAAGGCUUCGACGCUCCUUGCUCUCAUCGCAAGUCUUCUCUCCUCGGCGAACUCCGGUGCCAAAGGUUUCUUUUAAAACCUUUGGUCUGAGUCAGCACAGCCAAAAAUAUUGCCCAACUCCUGCAGCUGCAUCUCCCCGUUGGUACGGUGCCCUGGUCCGACGCCGUGCCGAUCGAUCUUUAAAGUAUUGUCCGCCUCUCUUUGACCCUGAAAGCCGCGUGCACGAUAUAUUCAGCUGCAGAGGUACGGCAGCGUACGAGAUUCGUUCAUCAUUGCAGAGUCCGUAGUGGAAUGAGGGAGACGUUGCUCCAAGGGUGAACUGCUGAAGAAGAUGUCGCCCUGAAGGACCAGAACCAGGGGCAAGCGAAAUGCCGUCACUGAAGGACCUCUUUGAUGCUUCAGGGCCUACGUAUUUGACAUAUGUGAAUUGGAACUGCCCGCACCACCAGCGUUCCGUCAUGGCGAGCCUUGUCCAGGGCGUGUACGUCCUCGAGCGCGACCGCCAGUGGAAUCGGCAGGGCCCCGACGCCCGCGCGCCGGCGUGGUGGAGGUUCUUCCACUUCGAGCUGCGCCGGGUGCUCGUCGACGCCGCCGACGGCUCCAUCUUCGGCGCCGUCUACGCGUUCCAGCCGCCGUUCCACCUCCUGGAUAACACGGCGGCCGCCAGCGCCCCGCACUACGUCGUCGCCUUCCGCGGCACCAUCACCAAGAAGGGCUCGGCGAAGCGGGACCUGGAGCUGGACCUCCAGCUGGUCCGCAACGGGCUGGAAGGCAAGUCCCGCUUCCGCGUCGCCAUGCAGGCCAUCCACGACACGGUGGCCGCGGCGGCCGGGCAGCACGACCGCGUCUGGCUGGCGGGGCACUCGCUGGGGUCGGCGAUCGCGACGCUGGCCGCCAAGACCCUGGCCAGGGCGGGCGCCGCCGUCCUGCCCACGUUCCUCUUCAACGCGCCGUUCCUGUCGGCGCCCGUGGAGCGGAUCGGGGACCGGCGGGUGAGGCAGGGCAUCCGCAUCGCCAGCAGCUUCGUGACCGCGGGCGUGGCGGCCGUCCUGCAGAGGGGCGGCGGCGGCGGCGUGCGCGACGCGUCGUUCUCGGCGCUGGCGGCGUGGGUGCCGAACCUGUUCGUGAACCCGGCGGACCCCAUCAGCGCGGAGUACGUGGGGUACUUCGACCACCGCAGGAAGAUGGAGGCCAUCGGGGCCGGCGCCGUGGGGAGGCUGGCGACGAGGAACUCGGUCAAGGACCUGCUGCUCGGCAUCGGCAAGGGGGGCGGCGGGUGCGAGCCGCUGCACCUGUUCCCGUCGGCCGUGCUGACGGUGAACCGCGGGCCCUCGCCGGACUUCAAGACGGCGCACGGGAUCCAUCAGUGGUGGCGGCCCGACCUGGCGCUCGAGUGCACCGCGCAUUACUACACUUGAUUCUGAUUGGUCACGACGAGCGUUCGACUGUUUAAUUGAAACAGAAACUGAAAGAGUUACUGGCAUCUCCAUGGAACUGCAAUCAAAUCUUUAGGGCAUGUACAAUGGUCAUUAAUACGUCGUCUGCAUCUGUUUUAUUGCGAUUAACGAGGGUCAUUAACUCACGAACCGGGCGGUGCCGUCGUCUCCGGCUCGUGCUCCCAAAUCAAAUCGACGGGCGCUCCCCCGUUGUAUGUAUGGUUGCAGUUCGGAGAUGACUUCUACGGAUCUCGUGUGCGCACCUACAUUGUCUUCCCCGGCCACCCGCUUGGUGCCGAGCCUGCUGGCCGCCGCACAGCCCUCGCCACGCCUUGCUGCUCGCGCCGCUGCCGGUGGAGACCUUGCCGUUGAUGCCGAGCUCAA